AUGAUGGAAUCAACAAAUACAACUACUGAUCAACAAACACCACCAACAAUACCAAUUAAUAAUAGUAGUAGUCGACGGAAACAAAGCAAACCAAAUAGACUUGAACAUGUUGUUCUUGAAACUGCAUCGACAUGCGAUACAAUAAAUUCAUCAUCAAUUCUUCCACCAUUAACACAAUAUCAUGUAGCUGCUGAACAACAAGAAGGUGGUAUUGGUGAUGAUGAUUCCGAUCGUAUUAGUUUAAAUUGUGAAGAUGGUUCAUUAUCAUCACAUUCAACAGGUGAACAUUAUGCUAUGGAAGAUAUUAUUAAUCGUUCAAGACGUUCAUCACAUCAACAUCAAUCACGUACAAUUGAUAAAACAAAUUUUGAUGAAAAUAUUGAAAGAAUGUUAAUUGAAGAAAAUCAACAACAAGAACAUAUUGAUCAUAAUAAUGAAACAAUUGGUAUACUUGAUUUUAGUUUAAAAAUUGAUGAAGCAAAUAAACUUUCAUUAAAUUCAACAAAUCGUUCACGUUCAAUAAAUACAACAGGAAAAUCACGUUCAUUAAAACGAAAACAUCAAAAUGAUACUAUAGAUAAUAACAAUGGAACAAUAACAAUGCCAACAAGAAUAUUUCAUGCUGAUGCUUUUUGUGCAAUUUGUCGAAAGGAAUUUUGUAACAAAUAUUUUCUAAAAACUCAUUUGGCUAAUAAACAUGGUAUAUUUGAUCAUCAAUCUAUUGGACCAUCUGUUUCAACUCCAAAUUUAACAUCUAUACAAGGUAAUACUGAUACAAAUAAUGAUUCAAAUCUUCAACAUCCAUUUACUGUUAUAUCAACAUUAUUACAUAAUGGUCAUGAAGAUUUUUCAUCAUCACCAACAUCACCAUCAUCUGAUAUGAUACAAAAUCACCAAAAUAAUGAUGAUGAAAAUGAAACUGAAUUAACUUCAUUAAGACAUGAAAUGAAUGGUGUUAUUGCCGGUGAUGACGAUAAUAAUAAUGAUAAUAAUAAUCAUGAUCAUGAACAAGAUGAUAAUGAUGAUGAUGAUAAUGAUGAUAAUGAUGAUGAUGAUGAUGAACAAGAUGGAACAAAUACAAAUUCAUUAAUUAAUCUUCCACAAAAAAUUGCAACUAUAUUAUGUAAUGAUAAUAAAAAUAUGAAUUCAGUAACAAUAUUAAAUGAUAAUGAUGAUGAUCAAAAUGAUUUAUUAACAAAUUCUCCAACAAAUAGUUUAGAUUUUCAACAACAACAAGCAUCAUCAUCAACACAAAUAAUAAAUUUACCAUCAACACCAUCAUCAACAACAACAACAACAAAUUUAUCACGACAAUCUUCAGCUAAAUUACUUGAAGAUUUUUGUGAUAUUUGUCAAAAACAUUUUUGUAAUAAAUAUUAUUUACGUAAACAUAAAUUGGAUGUACAUGGUGUUCAAACUGAUUGUAAUAUAAAGCCAUAUAAACGUAUUGAUAAUAAUUCUUUAACAUCAAAAAAUUCUCCACCAUCAACAUCAUCUCAACAAAAUUCUCCAUCUAUACAAUUACCAUCUUCAUUUCCAAAUGUUGCAUUUAAUCCAUCGUCUGUUCAACAGAGUCUUGGUAUGUUACUUAAUCCAAUAUUUUCUCCACUUGUUCAAUCUCAAACAAAUACCGAACAAACAUUAUUAUCAUCAUCAAAUAAACGUCGUCAUACAGAUAAUUCAAAUGAAUCAUCAUCAUCAUCAUUAUCAUUAUCAAAACCACAAUUUCCACAAUCAUUAUUAACUGUUGCGUCAGAUGUAUUUGCUAAUCAAUUAAAUUCUGUAACACAUAGUUCAACAACACCAACAACACCAACAACAAAAUCUCAAAUAAGUACAUGUCAUUUAUGUGGAAAAAAAUUUCAAACAAAUGAUUAUUUACAAUUACAUUUGAUGAAUAAACAUCAAAUAACAACAGAUAUACAAAAUUUUGAUAGUCAACAACAACAACAACGAACAAAAAUGUCAAAUUUAAUUAAAUCAUCUAAUGGUACAUUAAAUAGUAAUACAGUUAAAAAAAUUAAAUUAGAAACAAAUGAAAUACCAUCAUCAUCAUCAUCAACAACAACAACAACAACAACAACAGUUAUUAAAGCAUCAUCACCUAUUGAUACAAUGACAUCACCAAAUCCUUCAGCUGUUAUACCAGGUAUUGUUGAUACAUAUUUUGCUGCUAAAAUGGCUGAUCGAGUUUCGUGUGAUAUAUGUCACAAGCAAGUAUGUAAUAAAUAUUUUCUUAAAACACAUAAACUUAAAGUACAUGGUGUUGGACCUGAUCCAAUGGUUACAUCAUCAUCAGUUACAAUAACUAAUUCUGAAACAUCUGAUGAUAAUAUUGAACAACAACAACAACAAUCCCUAUCAUCAAUUGAUGGUAGUCCACCACAACUUGUUGUCGAUGAAAUGAAUACAUCAAAUAUUGAACCAGGCGUUAUACCAAGUCCAGAUACAUUAACAAAUUCAGUUAAUAGUUUUAUUAGUACAAAUAAUAAUAUUAAUAAUACAACAAAUGGUUCAAUUGAACAAGCAACAACAAGUAUUUGUGAAAUAUGUUCAAAAUCAUUUCCAACAAAAUUUCUUCAUGUACAUAUGAAUAAUGUACAUGGUAUACAACAACAACCAAUAUCAUUAUCAAAUGGUACAACAUCAACUAAUAAAAAUAUUUUAGUUACAAAUACAAUUAAACGACCAUUAACAAAUGGUAAUAAUCUUACUGGAAAUACUAAUGUUCGUUUAAAACAAACACCACAAGUUCAAUUACGUGUUACAUGUCAAGUAUGUAAAAAGGAAUUAUGUAAUAAAUAUUUUUUACGUGCUCAUAUGCGUAAUGUUCAUAAUAUAUCUGUGGAUGAUUUACGUUUAAUUCAACAACCAUCAACAACAUCAAGUACAACAUCUCAAUUAUCACCAUCAUCAGAUUCACAAUCAUCGAAAACAGCACUUUCAUUAUCUUCAAAUAUUUUAUCAGCAACAUCUACGAUUCCAACUGAUAUAAAUGUUGUAUCAACAAGAAAAUAUUCAUUAACAAAUGAUAAUGAUUUAAAUGGUCAUAUAACUGAUAGUAAUGAAUCAGAAAAUAUUAAUUUAACAAAAGAAACAAAUAAUUAUUCAUCAUCAUUAAUAACAACGACUAAAAUAUCAACAAAUGACAAUAACAAUAAUAAUAAUAAUAAUCGUCUUUUGUCUAUGCAACCUUUCUUAGUUGAAAGUGAUGAUGAUGUAUAUAAAGAUUUAUUUGUACCAUGUAUGGUUUAUUUACCUUGUCGUCAUCGUGUUACAAAACCAUUGGAAGUAUCAUUACGACUUAAACCUGUUGAUAAUACAACUUCGACAGCAGCAACAGCAGCAACAGCUAUUAUAGCUGAUUAA
This is a messenger RNA of Rotaria sordida, 3369 nucleotides long. Lineage: Eukaryota; Metazoa; Rotifera; Eurotatoria; Philodinida; Philodinidae. The record is from the annotation of a GenBank genome assembly.